This is a messenger RNA of Sus scrofa (pig), 970 nucleotides long. It is a transcript of the gene CCS, whose product is annotated as copper chaperone for superoxide dismutase. The record is from RefSeq and is marked provisional. NCBI's taxonomy places the organism in Eukaryota, Metazoa, Chordata, Mammalia, Artiodactyla, Suidae. Gene Ontology annotation, molecular function: copper ion binding. Gene Ontology annotation, biological process: superoxide metabolic process.
AGGAUGGCAUCGGACUCGAGGGACCGCGAGACUGCCUGCAUGUUAGAGUUCGCGGUGCAGAUGACCUGUCAGAGCUGUGUGGACGCGGUGAGCAGGAGCCUGCAAGGGGUGGCUGGUAUCCAGAGUGUGGAGGUACAGUUGGAGAACCAGAUGGUCCUGGUACAGACCACCCUGCCCAGCCAGGUGGUGCAGGCCCUUCUAGAAGACACUGGGCGGCAGGCAGUGCUCAAAGGCAUGGGCAGUGGCCGUUGGCAGAAUCUGGAGGCCGCGGUGGCCAUUCUGGGGGGCUCUGGCCCUGUGCAGGGGGUAGUGCGCUUCCUACAGCUGACCCCUGAACGCUGCCUCAUUGAGGGGACCAUUGAUGGCCUGAAGCCUGGGCUGCACGGACUCCACGUCCAUCAGUUCGGGGACCUCACAAGGAACUGCAACAGCUGUGGGGACCACUUUAACCCUGAUGGGAUGUCUCACGGGGGCCCCCAGGACUCUGACCGGCACCGCGGGGACCUAGGGAAUGUCUGUGCUGAUGCUGAUGGCCGGGCUGUCUUCAGGAUGGAGGAUGAGCUGCUGAAGGUGUGGGAUGUGAUUGGCCGAAGCCUGGUCAUCGAUGAGGGAGAAGACGACCUGGGCCGGGGUGGCCAUCCCUUAUCCAAGAUCACCGGGAACUCGGGAGAGAGGUUGGCCUGUGGCAUCAUCGCUCGCUCCGCAGGCCUCUUCCAGAACCCCAAGCAGAUCUGCUCCUGCGACGGCCUCACCAUCUGGGAGGAGCGAAGCCGGCCCAUCGCUGGCGAGGGCCGGAAGGAACCAGCCCAGCCCCCCUCCCACCUCUGAGCACAGCCUGUCACUCUCUCUGUCCACCCUGCCGAGCGCUGUCCACUUCCAGAGAGAGGCCCUGCUCGCCCAGUGCCAGGAGACCUAGUGUGCAGGAGGUGGCCUUGAUCUUCCCUUGGCAAAUUAAAGUAUUAUUUUCAUA